UCAUAAUGAAAUCAGCUCCAAGAAGGGGACAUAAGGAAGAUCCUAGAAUCCUAGCCUCCCCACAUUGCCCAUUCUUCCAAGUCUUUGAAUCCUGAAUCUUCAGUAAGACUGCUAGAGAGGCUGUGAGUGACAACGUCUUUUGGAGAGAGCAGGAGUAAGCGGGUCCUGGACCUUCGGGAUGCAGGAGGGCGGGGCAUCCACACCUGUAGUCUCCGGGUGUACGGGACCCCUCGGACUGAGGACCACAGGGAUUUAGGGAUGCAAAAUCCACAGCAUUAUGGGAGCAGCGAGGUAGGCAGAGGGAGAGAGCUAGAACAAAGCCAGCAAUUCUGGGUGGCGGCGGCGGCGCAGUGGCGGCUGAGUCCCCUAGCUCCUCCGCUGCUCGCCAGCGUCCUCCGGUCCCCGCCCUCCCAAGCGCCGCGGAGCCGAGGCUGGUGGUGCGCGCGGGUGCCCGGAGGCCCGCCCCCCACGGCGGCGCGGAACCUGGAGCUGGCCGUGGUGCUGACGCGAGGCUCGGGCGCGCACUCGCUGCCUGGCUCGGGCACGGCCGCGCCCUGCGACACUCCCCAGCCCCGGCGUGGCAAGAAGACUGCCAACAUGGAGCUGAGGAGAGGAAAGACCUUCAUCAAAUCUAGCGUGCAGAUUUCCCACGAGAAACUCAUAGACUCGACAGCCAAGGAGGACCCAGACAAGUGGUCACUGUCGCUGGGAGAGCAGCAGCGAACCUAUGGCGAGAAGAGCUCCCAAACAAGUCCCUGUGCCCAAGGAUACGGCCGGUGCCCCAACAAAGAGGUACUGUCUGAUCCUGAAGGGGGUCCCGUGCCCCUCUGUGGAACCACCUUCAAGUUGGUGCGCAAGAGUAAGACUCAUGACAGUGUUCCAGGGGCUGUGAAGGCAGUGGCCCCCACAGGGCAAAUGGUAAAUAGCACAAGCUUCCCGGAGACCCCAGGAGGUCAGCGUAUGAUUGACUACCGCCACUUCGUGCCCCAGAUGCCCUUUGUGCCAGCUGUGGCUAAGAGCAUUCCAAGAAAAAGGAUUUCUCUGAAAAGGUCCAAGAAGUGCUUUCGAAACCUAUUUCACAUGCGCAGAAGCAAGACUGAGAACUUGGCCUCACUCUCGGCCAAGGGGAAGAACCUCUCGCCCCCCGGGGUCCCAGCGCAGCAAGGCAAGCCCUUCCUCUCCAUGGGUGAGGGGCUGGGGCUGGACAGCCUAUGCCAGGACCUGUCUGACAGUGAGUUUCUACAUGACUCACCCUUUGACCUCUGCAGCGCCCUGUGUGAGGAUGUGGCCUCACUGAAAAGCUUCGAUUCACUUACAGGCUGUGGGGAGAUCUUUGCAGAUGGGAGCUCGGUGCCAUCUGUGGAGCUGAAGGACGGCCCAGAGAGCCCAGCCCGUUCACCUCAGGCUCUGGACAGCAAAACUCCCUGUGGUCCCUCACAGGGUAGUAUGGAACAGUUGAUGUCACCUGCCCAGAAUGAAGCAUCAGACUUCACGAAGUUCUGGGACAGUGUGAAUCGCUCUGUGCAGCAGCAGCAGCGUGCCCUGAUGGGCCCAUGGUUGAUGAGUCCCCAGGGGACAGAAACAGACCCGCCCAGGCUAGACACAUCUGGGUUAGCUGAACUGCCUCUGUUCCCUUGCAGGGGUCCCCCCAGCGGUUCCAAAGCCAGCUCCAUAGACACAGGUACCCCCAAAAGUGAACAGCCAGAAUCUGUGUCCACAAGCGAUGAAGGUUACUAUGACUCCUUCUCUCCAGGCCUCGAGGAGGACAAGAAGGAAGCAGCGAGCCCAGGCACACCUGCAGCCGCUUUCCCCAGGGACAGCUACAGCGGGGACGCCCUCUACGAACUAUUCUAUGACCCCAGCGAGGCCCCUGUUGGCCCAAUCCUGGAUGAUGACUGUGUGUCUGAGAGUCUCUCGGGGCCUGCCCUGGGGACCCCGUUGUCUAUGUGCAGCUUCCGCGUGGGAGCUGAGGAGAACCUGGCCCCAGCGCCAGGUCCUGACUUGCUCAGUCAGGGGUUCCUACAGAGUACCUGGAAGGGCAAGGAAUGUUUGCUGAAGCUCUGUGACACAGAACUUGCCAUUACCAUGGGCAUUGUCAACUGGCUGCGCAGAACCCCACCAGCCACUACCCCUACCCCUGCAUCUACCCCUGCCCCUACCCCUGCCCUUGUCCUUAGGGAGCCAGCUGCCCCACCUGACCCCCAUAGAGUUCUCAGAGGUGCAUCAGUGGGUAUGAAAGGCAGGGAAGACCAGGCCUUAGAUAUGGGUAAGGCCAUGGCAUGCUUUCCACCCAGCAGGCAGGAGCCCUGGACACAUUCAGGAACCAAAGACUUGCUUGUUAGAGAGCAUGGGGUCCUAGGAGAGUCUGCAAGGGGUAUGAAGACCCCAUCUAAGGAUGGCCCUCUAGAGGAAGGAACACAAGACUUCUCGGAAGGCCAGUCCUCCUCUGAAGCUACCAUGACAAGCGGUCCCAGGAAUAGCAAAGCUGUGAACUCUGCCGCCUGUCUCAGCUCUCAGAGGGAACUUGGGGCACCUGGAAACCUGAGGUGCUCUCAAGGCCCCUUAAGACCAGGGCACGGAGGAAGCGCUCUUGAUCCAGGGCCCAUGCUUGUAGGUUGUGUGACCCAUGUGGCAGCCCUGCAAAUCUAUCCAGACAGCCAUUCUCCCAGACAGGAUAAGGGCAAUGGGCUCUUCUGGAAGCCUCACGCUUGGGGUCCCAACACUGUGCAAAAGAAACCACCAGCAAGCAGCAAGCCCCAUGAAGCAGCUGGCUGUGGCCUCUCCUCCGCAGCUAGCCCACAAGACCAGAGAUGCCAGGACCUUUGCCUGGACCUGAACCGGCUUAAGUUGGAACCCUCCAGGCUAGGUAUGCAAGCCUGUUCCUCUGUGGAUAGCCAGCCUCAGCAGCUGUGCCCCAGGGCUCCAGAGCAAGUGACACAUAGGGGUUCAGUGGGGUCCUGAGCUACUCUGGGCCUCUGGUGCCCAGUCUCCGUGGCUGUUGCCCAGAAAUCCUGCGGCUCUCUUUGGACAGUGAACAGUGGUAAGUCGCUCGUUCCCUUGGGCCAUGAAAUGUUGCUAUGGCCUUCUGGCUUGACGUGGACAUCUUGUGGAUAACCAGAAGUGCAGACUUACAAGCUGGCUCGCCUACAGGACGGGCUCACAUGCUUCAGGAGCUGCAUAUGCAUGACCUCAUUCAGGAGAACCAAGGACCAGAAUGUUCAUCUUUAUUUUUUUUUUUUUUUCUGGUGUGAGGAUGGUGUUUAGGGUAAAGAUGGCCAAGCUCAGGCAUGUGGGGAGGGGGGGAUAGGGGCUAAAGCCUGAGCCUGGGGCUAAAGACUGCUGGGAGCUGCCCCCUCCUGCCACAAGGACAAUGGCCAGAAAGCAGUUCAUGUUGUAAAUGAAGACGGGGUAGACUAUUCGUCAGCUUGAGGUAUAGGAAAAGGAUGAGAGCCGAGGCUCAGGAGGCGGCAGAAAACCUCAUGAGGUUGAGUUCACAAGGACCCGCUGGCCUCAUCCAAGCCCUACUCUUCACCCAGGAAAGGAGACCAAAAUACACCGCAGUGUCACACUGCUUCUCUUUGGGAAUGACAAGGACCAGCCCUAUCUCGGCAAGAGCCUCGAGCCUCCAGCAUGGUAUGUGUGCACAGCUCUGCCAGGGCUGACCAGACCCUGCCUGAUCAAUAGGUUCUGUCAUAGGUGAUUCUGCGCAUUUCCUUCAGCUUGUUCUCCGAGGCCUUGGGUGGGAGAGCACCCACUGUUUUUCCCACCUCUGCCACUCUGCCUUGGAGUUGCAAAGGCCUUCCCUUCCACCCUGUCCACUCCCAGCAUGGCCAUUUCAUCUCCAGGGAGCUCUCAGAAUGAAGCUGUGCUCACUGCCCCUAACCCAAAAGCAACACAUGCACCGAACCCAGACAUUCAGAAUCAGGAGAUGACCUGCUGGAUGCCGUCCCCAGGAAAGGGUAGGCGUCUCUUCUGACCCAGCAUGAGGGCAGGGACAGAGGGUCCAUCCUCACUGUCAAGGAUUUGAUUCUACCUCAGCAAAAACAAAAAACAAAAAAAACCACAGUGGCAGACAGAAGAUGAGGACUUGGCAGGUAGCUGUAAAAUUUGUCACCCGGAACCAUAUGUUGGCAGGCCACACUUCAUACAGAGCUGCUGUGGAGAGGUACAGGAAUUCCAGGCAAGCAUUGAAGUCCCAUUGAUACCACAUGUUCAGGGCCCGAGUGCUUCACUUCAGGCUAGGAGUGAAGACCAUUGGCAUCAACAGCUCUCCAAGGCUGCCUACUGUGUGUGAGAGAGGGCUGUAGGUUAAAAGCAGAUGUCAUCAAGGUUGUGGCUGUGUGGACACACGGAAGCACAGGGCCACUCACCUGGGGAGCCACAUCUUCUUCUCCUAGGACCCAGACGCCAUCAUGACAUCAUAAUGACAUCACUGAGCCUGGCUUUGAAUAGCGACAGCCAGAAGAACAUUCUGCAUGACCCCUGCAGCAGACUGAGGUAGUUUAUACUCAUUUUCAGACCUGGGGACCAGGCCCAGCUUGUGUGAUCUUUCUGUGGACAUACACAUGUGGUGUGUGCAGGUAGGGGUUCAGAUCCCUUUCAAACCCUACUAUAAAAGCUCUGUUAUGCAGUAGGUUCUGGAACAUUCCACUGGUUUCCCUCAGCUGAUACUCCCAGGACCUUCAGCCCUUUCUUCUCCCAGGCCACAGAUGCCUGAGCACCCUAGGGUGCCAAAUCAUGUCUCUGUGAGCAGGCUGAGAGCUCAGUCAGGAGCCACCCAACCCCAGUCACAGCCUUUGGGGCUCUGUACUGUACCUGACAGAGAAAGUGUUCAGUAAAUACUUUUUUUUUUUUUUGAAAGAAUGUUUCGUCAAGAUGUUGUGUGUUGUUUUCUGUUCUUUUGGUGACUCUGGGCCUCAUAUUUAGAGAGAAACAGUAUUGAGGUUUAACAGGAACUUGGAGCUGGUAAAGUGAGUCUGUGGGUAACGCAUCUGCCACAUGAGUGUGAUGACCCGAGUCUAGAGCCCCAGCAGCCACAUAAUAGUCAGCUAUGUCAAUGUGGGCCUGUAAUCCCAACACGGGCAAAGAAACAAAGAUACAUGCAUCUCUGAAACUCAGUGUCCGAUGGACACACACAUACACACAUACAGACACAUAAACACACACAUGCACACACAGACACACACAUGUAUGCACAUAUACACAUGCACACAAACACACACAUACACACAUGUAUACACACACUCACACACACACACACACACACCAGGAGUCUACUUGAAAUCCAGAUCUCUUCCCAUAGCAGAGGAUAAUGUAUACUUACUGUGGCUUGUGAUGCAGAACCUUGAAGUAACAGAGAUUAAACCAUUCAGACUCAAGAGGACAAUAAAUUACAGAACCAACAUGGUGGCAGACCCAGUGUGGUCUUCAAUAGUGUAGCAACAGAGCACUAGGAACCCAGGGCUGUGGUUCUGUCCCUGGUUAAGGAAUACUUUACACAACCCAGCACCCCUGAGGUUUUCCUUCUGGGACUGUGCUAGAUCCAGGGUCAGGGAGAACAGAGGAGGAUCAUCUUUCUCAACACCCAACCCUCAGGACGAUCUCACUUGGGCAAAACAAGUGCCAACAUAGGCAGGUUCCACGUGUGACCCACUGGAAAGGGACUUUAGGGCCAGCUAAGGUGCUAACCAAGUUCUGGAAGUAAAAGAAAUCUGCCUCCUUCUCUUUUGAGUUUUCUGGUCAAGUCUUUUGUUUUCUUUUAUGUAUGACUGUGUGUGUGUGUGUGUGUGUGUGUGUGUGUGUGUGUGUGUGUGUGCAGGUGUAUGUGCCCAUAUGUGUACACCUGGAAUCCAGGGACAGAUUCGAGGGUAGACAUUGGUCUCCUGUUCUAUAUCACUCUCCACUUACUCCUUUUAGGCAGGGUCUCUCAGUGAACCUGGAACCAGGCUGACACAGCAACAAUCCUCCUGUCUCUGCCUGUCAUAGCUCUGGGGAUACAGGUGCAUGUGGUCACACCUGGAUUUUUAUGUGGGUGCUGGAAUCCAAACCCAGAUCUUCAAGUUUGUGCAGCCUAGGCCUCUCUCUGGCUAUUUCUGCACAACGCAUUCAUGUAUGACUGUGGAUUUUAGACAACCCUGUGAGGGCAAGUGAGGAUAGAGACAUGGAGAUGGGCAGACCGAGUGAGGCCUAGGGUAGGUGAGAGGGAGGAGCGAGUUGGUGCAGGGCAUGGAAGGGGUCUGAGAGAUUUUAGCACGGAAGGUGUGAAAGCAGGACAAGCAGAAGGCACCUGCAAGGAGCAGUUCUCAGCUUCCUAUUUCCUACUUUAUUGUUUUAUUUCAUGUGAUAGAGGAAAUGCACGAGGGGCUGGAGAGAUGGCUCAGUACACACUGCUCUUGCAGAGCACCUGACUUCGGUUCCCGGCACCCAUGUCAGGUGCCUCACAUCCACCUGGAAUGCCAAUGGCAGGGAUCUGAAGCCUGUGAUAUCUGCCUCCGCUGGGACCUGUGCUCAGGUGUAUGUACAUAUCCCCAUGCAGGCACAAGCAUAUGAAUAAUGAAGACUAAAAAAUAAAGUCUUAAAAAAGAAAGGAAGAAAUGCACAGGAAAAAAAAGGGGUUGUAUGACAUAGGAAGCCAAUUAGUAAACAAAUUUCUGUUUUUCAUCCUUUGGGUGGUUUGGAUGAGAGUGACUCCCAUUGGAGUUAUCAUACAUUCAAUAUUUAUUCAUUGGGAAGUGGCAUUAUUUGUAAGGAUUAGAAGGAAUAAGUGGUGAGGCCAUGUUGGAGGAAGUAUGUGGCCUGAAAGAAGAAAGGGGUUGGUUUGAAAAGCCCAUGCCAAGCACACAGUCUCCUUUUCGGCCAUUGGAUCAGGAUGUAUUCUUUCAGCUACUUCCCCAGCCCAUGCAUGCUGCCAUGUUUUCCACCAUGAUGAUAACAGACUAAACCUCUGAACCUGUAAGGAAGCUCCCAAUUAAAUGUCUUCUUUUAUAAGA
Mastomys coucha (southern multimammate mouse) is the source of this 6989-nucleotide messenger RNA. It is a transcript of the gene Amer3, whose product is annotated as APC membrane recruitment protein 3. The record is from RefSeq and is a predicted model, not a curated record. Gene Ontology annotation, cellular component: plasma membrane. Gene Ontology annotation, biological process: regulation of canonical Wnt signaling pathway. Lineage: Eukaryota; Metazoa; Chordata; Mammalia; Rodentia; Muridae. Gene Ontology annotation, molecular function: phosphatidylinositol-4,5-bisphosphate binding; beta-catenin binding. The transcript has 2 exons. The coding region runs from base 259 to 2961 and encodes 900 amino acids.